AUGGCCGUCCAAGCAGGGGUUCCAGGAAUGACGGCGGAGGAAGGAGUGCCGGGUGGCGGUGGUUCACUUCCAUCAAAAUUUCGCUGCAGGAAUCGAGGUGCUGAAAACUUGUAUGGUUAUUCUGCGGCGGAGGCUCUUGGUCGGAACCUCCUUGAGCUGAUUGUAGAUCCCAGUGAUACAACGAUCGCGCAAAAUAUUGUUCAGUGUGAGAGCGCUGGUCAGGACAGUUUUCUAUGA
Messenger RNA from Linum tenue, 237 nucleotides. Lineage: Eukaryota; Viridiplantae; Streptophyta; Magnoliopsida; Malpighiales; Linaceae. The record is from the annotation of a GenBank genome assembly.